UUUUGGUUCAAACACCGGAAAGAAUUCAGACGGGAGGACAUGACAUCACCAACCAAAUCCCGUCUUGAAGACCUCGAAAAUGGCCGUCAAAGCAAAGAGAUUUUAAUCCACUGUCGAAAUAACGUUUUUUGGGUGUGGUCUAAACCUAACCUAAAUUUACGUGCGGUUGCUCCUCUUCCACGUCAUGCCACAUAUCACUCACAGUGAGUUUCUUCUGGAGCAGCUGAAGAGGCAACGUGAGAGAAGCUUUCUGUGUGACUGCACAGUAGUAAUAGGACAGUCUCAAUAUAAUGCACACCAUAAUGUUCUGGCAGCCUUUAGCGAGUAUUUCUCUACGCAGUCUAUUGAUGCCGGAAAGGAGAAUGCCACCAUAACUUUGGACCCAGAGUUGGUGAGCGGGGCUGUGUUUGAAAAACUACUAACUUAUAUUUACACUGGUGACUUGAGUAUGGACAGAGAAGAAAUUGAAAGCGUUCAGAAAGCUGCAUCUUAUCUUGGGAUGCCCGAGGUUGUGGCUCGUUGUACACUAACUCAAGAUGAUAUCAAAUUUGGUGGCUCGCCCACAAGACAAGCGGAGUACGAAGAUCCACGUUCCCCCUUGAGCCCAGACGACUACGAACCUUUAGAGCCAAUCACGGAGGUGGAAGAAUGGGAGCGGUUGAGGGAAAACAAAGAAGAUGGGUUACAGGAUGAUCCCGCCUCGAUGGAUGAAGCCCAGUCGUCCAGCGAACAGACACCGCAGAGGAGCGGCAGCAAGAGAGGGAGGAAACCCAAAACUAGGCUCUAUGAGGAUGAUGUUGAGAGUGAGACCAUAACUGCUCACAGAGGCAGAGGAAGAGGUCGGGGGAGACCGAGAGGUCGCCCGCGGGUAAGGCCGUUGACUUCUGAUUCAACUGAACAAUCUCCAGCGCAGCAAACCAUGAGCCCAAAUAGCAGCUCAGUAGGGAGAGGAACCGGAAGACCAAGAGGUCGUCCACGGGUUAGACCGCUGUCCACUGACAGAGAGGGUUCUGGAAAUGCUAAAGAUGAGUCUGAAGCAACCAAGCAUCAAGAAGAGGAGAGCUCUGCUGACAAAAAAGGAUGUCCACGAAAUAGACCCCUAUCAUCUGGUGCAGAAGGAGACAAUGGAGAUGAAGAACAAGGAGAGACCCAAGAAACAGAAGUUGUUGAAGAAGAUUCAGUGAAUGCUGGUGAGGCAGAUGAUCAACAGGUGAAGACAGAUUUGGAAAACCCAGACGGAGUUCCUUUAAAACGAGGGAGAGGAAGACCACGGACUAAGCCGUUAACCACUGAGAACCAAACUACAAACGCAGAAGACGGCUCCGAACCUGCAAAGACGAAAGAGAACGAAGGGACUGGCCGUAAAAGAGGAAGACCUCGAUCCAAACCUCUUUCUUCCGAGGCACCUGAAUUUUCAAAUCCAACAGAGAACAGUGGAGAAGAAGCUACUGGAGAAACAAACCAAGACACUGAGAAACACACUGAAGAAGGCUCAUCUCAAGGUACAGAGGAUUCCGAGUCAAAUCCUGCCAAGAAGGUCCGCACCAGCAACAGAAAGAGAAGCUUGAGUAGAAAGCUCAAAGAAAGUCAAGCGAGUAACGAGGACGAAGAUGAUGUAGAGGAUGAAGAAUUUGCCAAUGACAAUGAGGACUGGGCUGGAGAAGAGGAAGUGAAGCCCUUGCAGGACAAACACAGGCCUAUUUGUAACGUCUGUGGGAACCUCUUCUCAGAGAUGAGCAGCCUGCGCAGACACAUGCGCAUACACAAGGGCCUCAAACCCUAUCAGUGCCAGCUCUGUACCCGCUCCUUCAGACAGGGCAACCAGCUGAAGACCCACAUGCGCAUACACACAGGAGAGAAGCCCUUCAAUUGUACAUCUUGUGAGGCACGUUUUGCUCAGAAAUGUCAGCUGGUCUAUCACUGCCGCAUGCAUCACGGAGAAGAAAAGCCACAUAAAUGUGAUUUCUGUGGAGCAGCUUUCGCCACUUCUAGUAAUCUGAAAAUUCACAUAAGGAAGCACAGCGGUGAGAAGCCGUAUGAGUGUGGAGAAUGUGGGAAGCGCUUCACACAGGCCAGUACUCUGAUGUACCACAAGCGCCGACACACGGGGGAGAAACCCUACAUCUGCGACACCUGCGGCAUGGCAUUCGCUGUGUCCAGCUCUCUCAUCGCUCACACCAGGAAACACACCGGUGUGACCCCAUAUAUAUGCUUGGAUUGCGGAAAACCUUGCAUAACUGCUGGUGAACUUCGAAAACAUAUGGACAUCCACAAUGGCUCCAGAAAAGUGAGGUGUAACCUGUGUGGGAACAUGUUUUCAGACAUAUAUAGCUUGAAGAAACACAGCAUUUUGAAGCAUAACGCUCUUCCAGGCCAAGAGCAGGCUCCUUUGAAAACUGACCCAACGCAGUGUCCUCUCAACAUCCCCAUUGACCACCAGGGCCUGAUUGCUCGCGUGCGCUCCGCCCUCGUCGAUUCCCAAGACCAUGAAAUUCAGAUGGAGCCCCCGUUGCCAAUUUUGCCCCCGGAAACCUCACUUAUUAUCCAGCAGUCAGCAGAGCCUCAGAUGAUCAUACAGCAUGCAGACGGCACAGAGCCCUCCAUGAUCUUCCAGCACGCAGAAUCGUCCGAGGCACCCGUUCUCUUCCAACACGGAGAAUCUGGCGAGCAAGUGAGCUAUGUAGUGGAACAGUACGAAAUCCCAGGAACUGCUGAGAUGGAGCACACACAGAUUGUCAUCGUUCAGACCAUUGAUUAAAAUACCAGCUUUUACUUCCAUUUUAAAUGUAUUUUCUCCAUUAAGUGACGACUGAGGUUAGGAUUCGGUCUCGCCAGUGCGGAAGCAUCUUGUCACAAACAUCCCUUCAGAUAACUUGUUUUCUCAGCGUUUGAAUGAUGAACUCUUAGCAGAUAUCAGUUAUACAAAGCUAUUGUGUGAAUAUGUGGGGCUUCUCCUCACUUGCUUUUUUCUUAAUUAAAUGUACUGUCACAUUCAGAGCAGAAUCUGGAUCAUUAAAGGCAUUAAGUAUUUUCUGAAAUGAAGGGAAGGCCAAACUUACGUUUAGAUGUAAUAUAAAAGCUGUGCUUAAAAAUGCAUUUUGGUUCGUUUAAAAAUACGUUUCUAUUUAAUUGAAAGGUCAUUGUGGCUAUACAUUACAACUGACUUGGUCAUUCUGAUAUUUUGAACUAUACGUUUGUCUUUUAGAAGUUUGACAUGUAAAUACUUAUAAUGUUAUAUGACCCGGUCUCUGAACAAUUUCAUAUAUGAUGUGAAAUCAUUUGGAUCCUCUAACAAACUGGGAAACUUUUAUAAUAAAUCAUCUCACGUCUGAA
Molecule: messenger RNA, 3333 nt
Organism: Cyprinus carpio (common carp)
Lineage: Eukaryota; Metazoa; Chordata; Actinopteri; Cypriniformes; Cyprinidae
Product: myoneurin
Biological process (GO): regulation of transcription by RNA polymerase II
Cellular component (GO): PcG protein complex; nucleus; transcription regulator complex
Molecular function (GO): protein binding; DNA-binding transcription factor activity, RNA polymerase II-specific; RNA polymerase II cis-regulatory region sequence-specific DNA binding
Source: RefSeq, a predicted model, not a curated record